CUCACGUGGCAAAUCUUUCAGUUGAUCACCCCUUUGACUCGACUCUCCACUCUCUUUCCCAAAACCCACCAACUCCUUUUACUUUUCUUUUCAAAUAAAAAAAGAACCCAGAAAUCUAGUACACUGUUUUUCUAUUGUACUCCAAUUCUACUUCAUAGAUUCUGUAGAAAGAAUAAGAGAUACAACAAUCAAAGAUCUUGCUUAAUCUGUAAAUAGCAAGAACAACAAUCAAAUUCUGGGUUUUCAAAUUAGUCAAAAAAAUAACCCCCAAGAUUUAUUAUCAUUGGGAACAGAGUAUUUUAUAGCAUUAAUUUUUAAUACUACUUUCCCAUUUUAUAUUACAGUAUCAUACUAUUAUUAUUAUUUUGAAUUACAGAAACCAAAUUUCAGACAGCAGACAAAGACACAGCCUAGAGUGUUGAUAUAAUGGUUAGAUAUUGAUGCAAAUUCAAGGAAUCUAGAGGGAGAAAGUAGAGAGAGAAAGUGGGGGGAAAUGGUGUUGAAGAGUAUGAGAUGGAUGGCAAAUUGGAAAGGGGUAAAUGAAGGGAAGAAAGGAAGGAUGAAAUGGGGUGGUUUUGUGAUGAUUCUCUCUCUAACUAUUUUCUCUCUCUUCACUCUUCUAUUGCUUGCUAGAUACACUGUCAAACAGCAACACAUUGGUUUUGAUAAUGGAUUUGGUGGGAUUUCUUCUUUUUCUUCAUUCACCAUUUUUGCUUGGAAACCCAUUUUCAGAAGUUCAGAUCUUCCAAGAAAUAGUCCCCUGCAUAAAAGGCUAUGGGGCCCGGUGAGGGAGUUGGGUUCUCUGUAUCCACAUGCAAAUCCUCGAGGACCCUAUGCCGCUCCCAGCUUGCAAUCAACGGGCUUCCUUUUUGUCAGGAUUCGAGGAGGUUUUCAUGAGAUCCGGAAUGCAAUAUCCGAUGCUGUUGCAGUUGCACGGUUGAUCAAUGCUACUCUCGUGAUCCCUGAGAUCCUCUCAACCACAAGCAGCAAGGGUAUUAGCUCGGAGUUUAAAAGUUUUGCUUAUUUAUACAAUGAAGAUCAGUUCAUGGCAGCAUUAGCUAAAGAUGUCAAUAUUAUUAAAACUCUUCCUAAGAAUCUUAAGGAGGCAAGAAGGAAAAAGAAAAUCCCUUUAUAUAGGGUGCCUAGCUCCGCUUCUCCUUAUUUCUAUAGACAUCAAGUUUUGCCAAUGUUGAGGAAGCACUCAGUUGUUGAACUUGUUGUCUCUGACGGUGGAUGUUUGCAGUCAAACCUUCAUCCCGAUCUGGAAGAGUAUCAGAGGUUGAGAUGCCGGGUUGCUUUUCAUGCCCUUCAAUUUCGGCAGGAGGUACAAGAGCUUGCCACCAAGAUUUUGAGAAGAUUACGAUCACCUGGGAGGCCUUUUAUUGCAUAUGAACCAGGUAUGACCCGAGAGGCUUUGGCAUACUAUGGCUGUGCAGAACUUUUCCAGGAUGUUCAUACUGAGCUUAUUCAACACAAAAGGUCGUGGAUGUUGAAACGGGGUAUUGUGAAAGGAAAGCUUUCCGUGGACUCAGCUCAACAAAGGCUCAAUGGUUCUUGCCCCCUCAUGCCUGAAGAGAUUGGUAUCAUUCUCCGUGCAUAUGGAUAUCGGUCAGACUCAGUAAUAUACAUCUCGGGUGGAGAAGUCUUUGGCGGUCAGAGAUUGCUAAUUCCUCUGCACGCCAUUUUUGAUAAUGUUGUUGAUAGGACUUCCCUUAGCACAAGUUAUGAGCUGACUAGGCUAUAUGGCCGUGAGUCAAACUUUGUGGACCCACCACCAAGACCGCCUCCUUCUGUGGUGGAAGAAAGGAAGCUUGAAGCAUGGAAAAAGACGGUCCCACGACCCCGUCCACUACCACCCCCUCCAGCACGGUCAAAGUAUCCACACAAUAUUGAAGGGUGGUGGGGUUGGGUUGCAGAGAGUGAUAAUGAGCCUGAUAGUACUGUUAUGGAGCUCAGAACUAAUGCACAUAAAUUGCUUUGGGAAGCCAUUGAUUACAUAGUUUGUGUUGAAGCUGAUGUUUUUAUUCCGGGAUUUGAUCGUGAUGGUAAGGGACGUCCGAAUUUUGCCAGCUUGGUUAUGGGGCACCGGCUGUAUCAGUCUGCUGCUUCUGUGACAUAUAGGCCAGACAGAAAAGAAGUAGCGAAAUUCGUAGAUGAUCUCCGUGAGGGAAUGCAGCCAGCAAACCGAACAUGGCUUUCAUCAAUACGCAAGCAUUUAAGAAGAACGCUGGUGGAUGGUCCAAUGGAAGCAUUCAACACUUCAAAACCACUCUCCUUUCUGUCGCAUCCCGUCCCUGAGUGUUCUUGCUGGAGGGGCAAAGAUAGUGUUUCAGCCGGUUUCAACCAUCAAGCUGCUUUGAAGGUGUGGCAGAGUUGCCCUUCUUGGAUGGGUGUAAAUGUGAAUUCCAAGCUAAAAGAGAAGGAAAGCGAUGACUUGGACGUAGAUGACGGGUUCAUAUCAUCGUUUUUCUUUGGUCGAGGUAUGGAAAAUCAGGGGGCGGGUAAUAAUGCUGGUAAAGAGGAAACACAUUUGGACGACCAAGAAGAACUGGAAGGUGGGGAAAGAUGACAAAUAACAUACUACUACUUCACUAGAUAUAUUUGAGAUCAUGUACAUAGGAAAUAUCGGAUGGGUUAAAAAAAUGUGAGCCUGAUUUCAUUUAAGCAUUUAAGCAUUUGGCUGCGGUUGGAAUAGGUUAGGAACUAGUAUAGUACCCGUGCGAUGCACAGUUUAUGAUAUGAAUAUUUAACCUGCAUAUUUAAAUUUCAGUUAUAGAACUUAUCAUUAAUAUAUAGCUUA
Messenger RNA from Spinacia oleracea (spinach), 2800 nucleotides. RefSeq names its product O-fucosyltransferase 27. NCBI's taxonomy places the organism in Eukaryota, Viridiplantae, Streptophyta, Magnoliopsida, Caryophyllales, Amaranthaceae. Bases 494 to 2569 code for a protein of 691 amino acids. Gene Ontology annotation, cellular component: trans-Golgi network; Golgi apparatus; cytoplasm. The record is from RefSeq and is a predicted model, not a curated record. The transcript is spliced from 10 exons.